UUUAUCAACAAGUGCCGCAUACACCUGGGCUUCAGCUUCCGUGACAGAGCUCGUUCGUUCGUUCGCGAGCUAUCACGAUCGUCCAGCCGUUUCGAACCCCGCAGCAUCGUGCUCAAAGAAAGGGGUUGAAACGCGGCUGAGCGUAGCGCGUCCUCGUAUUGCCGACACGAAUCACCGCGUGACGAAUCGUGCCUGUUUUUCCUUGCCGAAGGUUCGACCGUACACUUAGCUCGUUUUCUCGCGUCGCGGUUUCCUUGGUUUCCACAGUUUUCUUGUCACGACCGAGGGUUCAAUGGAAUUAUCCGAGCGCUAUUAAUAACUCCGCGGUGUCGUUGCACGGUCACUGUUCGCGGUCACUUUUGUUUUUCAAAGGAUUCAUAGAGGAUUAUUAGUGGUGUGUUCUACCAAGAUUUCUCUUGGUUCGCGUUUUCCAGAGAUUAUGAUAGUGGCUUUGUGGGUUGUCUGAUCACGAACAUCUGGUUCAUUCGUUCCUAAUUUAUGUUUUACGCCUUUUAUAAUUGGUACAAGAUUCUGAGAACAACCUUUCAUCGAUUUCACAUUGGUACCUUUAAUUUACGUUCUGAAAUUGAAUUCGAGUUUGUGACAUCGUAUUACCGUUUUCACGAAGCUCCAAGAUUUGCGUACAUUGAUCAUAAUUAUUUUCAGUGUUGACUCGUACCAAAUUUAUUUAAGAGUCCCCAAUCUUCGUUUGGAAAUCUCUUCUUGCAUUUGUAUCUUAAACGACGUGUUGAUUGCAUCGUUGCUUGAAAUCUUCACAUUAUCUUCAUAAUUCAACGUCUCGCAUGCUGAAUUAAGCUUAAUAUAAUUUUCCACACGUAACGUGAUGUUUUCUAUCUUUUGGCAAGUAGAUUCCGCCGCGUUGUCUCUAUUAUUUCAACAAAUAAUCUUUACAAAUGCGUUUCGAAACAAUUCCUACUUUCAGAUGAUUUACAAUGUCACGUAAACAAAUUCUGAAAGUCGUUUGCGCAAUCAACCGGUGCUUUUCAUCGCAGUAGAAAUAUGAGUGCAUCAUAAAUUUUUAAGGAUAAGUGGAAAACAUGGAGAAUUUAAAUUCUUUAUAUUCACAGUCUUAUAUGUGCAUAUUUUAAAAAGCAGUCGCAAACAAAAUGGUUGGGGAAAUAUUUAUUUUUAACCGCGAGUGCGAACGUGAAGCGAAUCAUCGAAUCUUAAUGAGCGGGUGAAAAAAACAGAUAAGGAGACAUAAUUUUUGCUGGAACCUUGAUCAGGCAGCAUUGAGGAUCGUUUCGAGAUGAGUCACAAUGGUGCAGUGUCCUCUUUCUCAAGCCAACGCGAGGGGGUUUCGCGAUGCUCCGAAAAUUGACAUCGAUCGAGGAUUACGAUCGCGAAGGGUUGCAAAUAUGAGGAAUGGGGCUCUCGGUUUUCGGGAAGCGGCCGCAACUAUAAAUAGAGACACGCUUCUGUGAGUGCGUGCUAUGCUUUUAAACAUAGUUUUGGCAGCGCGAAACGUCAAACAGCCUCGGUGUGGCAAAGCGCGUAGAUCGUUUCCGUUUCGCCGAAAUUCAUGGGAAGACGCUACUGGCCGUGCUCUUCAUCUGGAUCUAGAUCGUGCGGGAAUCACCGAGAAUAACAUGUGACUACGGAAGAACGUUACAUUAAAAACCACCGUUCGUGCCUUCGUUCGUCAAUCACGGAAUAAAAAAAGAUACGUCGAGAACAUCAAAGAGAGUCUGAAACGUAUUCAAGUUUCGAAGCGAAGGAUUAAUCGAGUCGACGAAGCGUGUCAGUAUUACGCGCGGCGUUUUCAAAUUUGAGGGAGCGCGUAAUUGGAAAGAAAUGAAAAGUGCUUUGGAAAAGGACGACAAGGAGAAUCAGCGACCGAUGGAGGCGAGCGAAGAGGUCGUGCAAUCUGUGCAGGAUGACCAGGACGAAGAUGUGAUGCCACCGAGCAGCAAAAGCACGGACGAGACGAUAAACGAUGCGUUGUUGGAGAAGCUACGAAGUUGCGUGUCCAAGCCGCAGGAGGCCGAUACGUUCAGGCACAUCGCAGCUAAGAUUCAUGCACGCGUCACAUCCUCAGACCGCCGAGUACGCGAGCGCACGUUGGAGAAAUUAUGGCGCAAAAGUUCUGGAGCCAUGGAAAUAUUUAUCACGACGCUGGAGAACUGCAAAGAUCACGUGAUAAAUUGCAGUAUAGCUAGUAUACUACAUGAAUGCAUAUCGCUACGUGCCGCAAAGGGGAAAACCAAAGGGAACAAGAACAAAAGUGCCACAAAAUCCAGCAGCCGAAUGGCAGUGAUGCAGCUGAUCAAUUUAGGAAUCACGCAAGUCCUAGUUAAGCUUUUAGUUAAUCUACAACAUGCGGACACUAUAUCGAGCGAAGUCCUCACGCAGGAGGUGCUUUGGCUUUUGAGCCAGGUAGCCCAGAGGGACCAGAAGUUCGUGUCAAAGAUGAAGUUGCUCAGCACCGUAAAAGUGUUCCACACGCUCUUGAAGCAACAUUGUACCAACAGCAAGACGCUGUUGCCUUUGCUACUUAUCAUCAAAUGUCUCGCGAGAAACACGUUCUCUCUUCAAAUAUUGGUGAAGGACGGUAUAGCCAGUACGUUCGAGAAAACGUUCGUCUCCAUCGGUUACAUGCCCCAGCUGAAACUCAAAUCGCUGUUUGAGUGUUUCAAAUACUUUACAACAAGCAAGCUGUUUUGCACGAAAUUCGUGAAGGUCGGGCUGCUGUAUUUGCUGAUGAGAAUCUUUGAGAGAUGGGAGCGUUUCGACGGGCCGAUGAGAUUGAAGAUCAGCAACUACGCUCUGAUCACGCUGCAGCACUUAUGCGUCAUAAAAGCCGGGAGAAAAGCCAUCAAGAUGAACAAUGGGUUGCAACUACUGUACCGGUUUUGCAGCAACUGCCCGGAGGACAAGGCGUACGAUUCGUUACUAUCGCGGAUAUGCGGUAUAAUCAAUCAGUGUCUGGAGAAGAAGGAGCUGCCGGUGCCCGAAAUGUCCCCGGCAAGAUUCGCACUACCUGAAGUGAAUGUCAGGCCAAACAGUGUUGAGAGUGGCAGUGAUAUCGAUAUAGAUAGUCAGGCCUGUAGCAUGGCCUCUCUUGGAAGACUAUAUAGCGACCUUGAUUCUGGAGAUGAAGAAGAAAGCCAGAAUUCAAGGACGAACGUGAGAAGUAUGGACGAGGUGGACGAAAGCAAGUUUUUCGCUGGCGUGUUCACGUCUCAGAGGUCCGAGAUGGAUCUCGUCGAGUACAACAUGUUCUUUAAAGAAUUAGGCAACCUGCAGGCUCAAGUCUGUGCCGCGAGAUCUUCGAUGGAGAAGCUAAACGAUUCGACUGACCUUACGGAUGAUGACAAGUCGAACUCGCGGCAUACAAAAAUCGAUAUUAAGAAACUAAAGACUUUCUCAAAGGAUCCGACGAAGGAGGCAAUGAGCAAGAAUCAAGCGUCGAACGUUAACACGGCGAUCAAAAUUUUCAACGACAUGCCUUCGAAUUUAACCGAUCAACAGGCUUAUUGCGUAGUCGCGAGUCGGGUGAAAAGCGUGAUUGGUUUCGUGAAGGUCGCUUACCCGGAUCUAGUCGGCGGUGAUGGUCUCGGAAAGGACGAACCUCUGAAUAACAAGGACAGAAAGAUUUGUCGAUCGAAGCUCCUCACGUGCGUGGAACGGGGUCUUCACGGUAGUUCUCUGGUGCAAGAGGUAGUGUACGAUCUUGACACCGUGGCGUCAACCAUAAUCGGUGAAGAACAAAUUCCUAUUGACAACCAUCUAUGCAACUGGGACGAAAACAGGAUAGGCAAACGUGAUUCGGACAGCAAACAGCUCCACUUCGAGUCCAGGUUCGAGAGUGGGAACCUGAGAAAAGUCAUUCAGAUAGGCUUGAGAGAGUACGACCUAAUCCUGACGCCGGACGUGAACAGCGGAUCGAGACACCAAUGGUUUUACUUCGAGGUUUCGAACAUGGAGGCGAAUCUUCCAUAUACGUUCAACAUAAUCAACUGCGAGAAGGCGAAUUCGCAGUUCAACUUCGGCAUGAAGCCAAUCCUCUUCAGUGUGAUAGAAGCUCAACAGGGUAGAUCCGGCUGGAUUAGAACCGGCGCCGACAUUUGCUACUAUCGAAAUUGUUACCAGCGGCCAGCCAAAGGCAGAAAUUAUCUGACGACGUCGUUCACAGUCACUUUCCCUCACGCUUUCGACGUCUGUUACUUGGCUUAUCAUUUUCCGUACACGUACAGCCAACUAAUGACCAACAUCUGGAAAUGGAACAGAAAGGUUCCUCCGAACACAUAUUUCAGGGCGGAAACACUCUGCGAGACGUUGAAUGGAAACGAGAAUCCUUUAUUGACUAUUACGUCUUUAGACUCUAAGAGCAAUCCUAUCCAGAAUCGCAAAGUAAUAUUUCUGACAUCGAGGGUUCACCCGGGGGAAAGUAACGCUUCUUGGGUGAUGCAUGGUACUUUGGAAGCGUUGCUGGGCAAUAAUCCGUACGUGGCGGGCUUGAGAGACGAUUACGUGUUUAAGAUCGUACCGAUGCUGAACAUCGAGGGUGUCGUUAAUGGUUGCAAUCGAUAUGGUUUGACGAACGAGGAUCUGAAUCGGCGAUGGAGCAACCCUAAUCAGGUUCUCCAUCCAGUGAUAUACCACACGAAGGGACUGAUGGAGUACUGCACGAGGGUGCUGCAGCGGCCGCCGUACGUUUUCGUCGACUACCACGGCCAUUCACGGAGGAAGAACGUGUUUCUGUUCGGUUGCUCAAGGUCGGGUUCUUGGAGCGCCGCGGACAGGGCGAAACCGGACCAGCCGGCGCAGUAUUUGAUGUUGCCACACCUCAUGCAAAGAAUAUCCCCGGCGUUCGCGUUGCCACUGUGCUCGUUCAAGGUCGAGAGGAACAAGGAGUCGACUGCUAGAGUAGCCAUAUGGAGGCAGCUGGGCGUUUCAAGGAGCUACACGAUGGAGAGCAGCUUUUGCGGAUGCGAUCAGGGAAAUCUAGCCGGCUUGCAUCUGGACACGAAGGACCUGAAGGCGAUCGGACAGGAUUUUUGUCAGGCUUUAUCAAUGAUGAAGGAUUGCGCCGAGGACUGGAGCAUCGAGAAGAUACCAAUGGGGGAAGGCAUUCCUGAAGAGUCAACAUGUAUGGAGGAUGACAUCUCGUCCAGUUGCGAAUCGGACGAAUCCGAUUUCGAAACUUAAGGCCAUCGCGGAUUAUCAAAUUGGCAAGGAUUUGCGCUUCUUGCACAUUGGUCAGGAAGAAUUAUAUAGAUUCAUGGUUGUCGAAUAAAAAAAACGACAUACUUCUGUA
This is a messenger RNA of Ceratina calcarata, 5281 nucleotides long. Its product is annotated as cytosolic carboxypeptidase 1. Gene Ontology annotation, molecular function: metallocarboxypeptidase activity; zinc ion binding. NCBI's taxonomy places the organism in Eukaryota, Metazoa, Arthropoda, Insecta, Hymenoptera, Apidae. Bases 1816 to 5172 code for a protein of 1118 amino acids. The transcript has 18 exons. Gene Ontology annotation, biological process: protein side chain deglutamylation; proteolysis; C-terminal protein deglutamylation. The record is from RefSeq and is a predicted model, not a curated record.